AUGGCAACAGAAGAAGACUUCUCCUUCGCCUUCGACAAUAUGGCCUUUUCUGACCGUUUACUGCGAAUAGAGAUCAUGUCUGACGUUAUUUAUGAUAGACAAUACUUUUCACCCAAUUCAAUACCUUCUAUAUUCAAAGACCCUUUCCAGACAUCUUCAGAUGAAAAUGAUGCGAAUGGAAAUGAUUUUACUACCAAGAUGGAUUGCUUUUCAUCAGCCGAAGUCAUUAAUGUGCAUGUCAGCUCAGCAAUAUUAGCUGCAAAAAGCCCAUAUUUCUACAAUCUUUUUUCAAAUGGUACAGUUGGAUCAAAGCAAACAGUUAUCACUCUUCAUUUGAGUAGUGCAGAAGGAGAGGCCUUCAUGGAUCUACUAAACUUUAUGUACUGUGGAAAACUCAAAACUGAGACAACAAUUGCAUUGUUGGAUGUGUUGAUGGUUGCCAACAAAUUUGAGGUUGCAUCAUGUGUUCCUUACUGCAUCGAUGCCUUGAGCCCGCCAAUAACAGUAGAAAAUGCAUUACUUUUUCUGGGCCUCCCUUCCAACAUUCGUAUGGUUGAUGCAGUUCAACCAUUGAUAAUUACUGCCAAAAGAUUUCUUGUCAAGAACUUUAUGAUGAUGCAAGGCUUUGAGGGAGAAAUAUCUUUGCCCAUCCUUCAAGAAAUUUUGUCUAGUGAUGAAUUGCAAGUUAGAUCAGAAGAUAUCCUUUAUGAUUUUGUUAUGGAGUGGACUAGAAAGAAUUAUUCAGAUGAUGUUGAAAGGAGAGAAGUGUUGAACAAGAAUCUAAUAUUCUUGUUACGUUUGCCCUACCUGUCUGAAGAGAAGCUGAAAGAAAUCUUUUCAAGUAAAGAUAUUGAUUGUGUGGGUACAUUUAAACUAAUUUCUGAGGCACUUCUUUACAAAGAAGAAGCUCCAUAUAGAAGGAAGAGUCACAGCUCACAAGAACUUCACCAUGAGAUGUUUUGUGAACGAUCUUACAUUAAUAAAACUAUCAGAAUUGUGAAGAUUAAUACACCUCGCAAGGAGUGCAUGAUAUUCUGGAAUAUCAAAAGAGAUGAAUGCUUAAAACUACGUGAUAAACCUGAUUCUUUAGUAUCUCAACUUAUCUACUUUGGAGACAAAUUAUUUCUUGUUAAAGCUUUUACUCCAAUGAAUAAGGUAGGUUUGCCUAUCUCCUUUGGACUAUGCGUUCAAAUGGCAAGCAACGCUGAGAUUACUAUGGAGUAUAUAUUUUCUUGUCGUUUAAAUCCUUCAUGUAACUUUGUCAUGAGGUCCCGUGCCACUGAGAAUUUGUGUUAUAAAAAGAUGGUUGGUCCUCCAGACCUCCUUGGUAUGAAUUGGUCAGAAUUCAUAUCCGACAAGAAUUCAUACUUUAUAGACAAUGUUCUCUACUUGCGUAUUUUGCUUAUUCUGAGGACGUAG
Cryptomeria japonica (Japanese cedar) is the source of this 1419-nucleotide messenger RNA. RefSeq names its product BTB/POZ domain-containing protein POB1-like. The record is from RefSeq and is a predicted model, not a curated record. The transcript has 5 exons. Lineage: Eukaryota; Viridiplantae; Streptophyta; Pinopsida; Cupressales; Cupressaceae. Gene Ontology annotation, cellular component: nucleus. Gene Ontology annotation, biological process: response to red light. Gene Ontology annotation, molecular function: protein binding. The coding region runs from base 1 to 1419 and encodes 472 amino acids.